This is a messenger RNA of Malania oleifera, 822 nucleotides long. RefSeq lists its product as uncharacterized. The coding region runs from base 1 to 822 and encodes 273 amino acids. The transcript is spliced from 2 exons. NCBI's taxonomy places the organism in Eukaryota, Viridiplantae, Streptophyta, Magnoliopsida, Santalales, Ximeniaceae. The record is from RefSeq and is a predicted model, not a curated record.
AUGAUGAAAGAAGGCAGAACCAGGCCCUACUAUGGUGAAACAUCCCUAAAGUCCGCGGAGUCUCCGUUCAGCAAAGGGAUCAUGGAAGCUCCAUUGCCUAGUAGAUUCAAGAUGCUCACCUUUGAGAGAUACGAAGGUUUGUCUAACCCCAUUGAUCACCUGGAAAAUUUCAAAAUGUUAAUGCAGCUGCAAGGGGCUCCUGACGCCAUCAUGUGCCGAGCGUUUGCUACCACCCUUAAGAGUACCGCCAGAGACUGGUAUCGAACUCUUCGACCAGGAUCUGUUGGUUCCUUCCAAGGGAUGGAGCAAAUGUUCAUCAGCCACUUCCUUAGUAGCCGGAGAGUUGCCAAAACAACAGGUCAUCUAAUGAAUAUGGUGCAAGGGGACCGGGAGACUUUAAAGAACUUCAUGCACCGGUUCAACACAGCGACCCUAGAAAUCCGCAACUUAGACAUGGGGGUAGCCUUGGCCGCCCUGACAACGGCCCUCCAUACCAAUAGCGAGGAGCUCAGAUCAGAAAUAGACCUAUUGGAAGAGAGACAGGAUCAGGCGAGUGUAAAAGUUGCCGCGUACCAGCAGAGGGUAGCAAAGUACUACAACCACCGCGUGAAAGUACGGAAUUUUCAGCCAGGAGACUUAGUCCUGAGGAAGAGGCGAAACAACCCGUCCGAGCCAGGGUCGCACAAGCUAAAACCUAACUGGGAGGGCCCAUACAAGGUCACCACUGAGAUAAAACCCGGGACCUACAAGUUGGAAGAAGUAGGGGGGAAAGAAAUCAAGAACACGUGGAAUUCCGAAAUGUUGAAGAAAUAUUAUUCUUAA